AAUUUUUGCGCUACUUACUAGUUUGGUUGGUAUUCGCGGCUUUAGUCAGUAGCUAACGUCAAAGGGUAUGGCAUAAACAGGUCAACUUCGUUUUAAAUAAUCAAAUCAGUUCAGCAAGUAUCUGUUUGUCUUAAUCCAACUGCUCAUUGAAGAAUAUGUAUGCCUAUUGACUGUAAUGAAAAGUGUUAUUCUACACAUGACCGAAAAAAACAAUUUCAUGAAUACAAUCAAGUGAUUAACAAGUUUCCUGUUAAAAAAAUAACAUUUAUAUUUUCAUAGAAUUGUUUAGAUAAUUUAAGGGGGGAAAGAUUGAAUAUAUUUAUAUAUAUAUAGUAUUAAAACAAUGUCUUGUCGACCUCAAUUAAUUGGUCGAUCCAGUACUACUACUAUGGGACAAUUGAAGUCGGAAGAAUUAUUCACAGCGGAAUGCAAAUAUCAUUCGUGUCAAGGAAAAUUAACAAUUCCAAAUAUUUGUCAAGAUUUGAAAUUUUCAACGGAAGAUCUGAUAGAUGAAGGAGAAAUUGGUCGUGGUGCAUAUGGAUUCGUUAAUCGUAUGAUGCAUGAACCUACGAAAACAGUCAUAGCAGUUAAACGUAUACGUUCAACAUUAAAUGAACGUGAACAAAAAUCCACAUUGAAAGAUUUAGACAUUGUAAUGAAUUCAGUGAAUUGUUCAAAUAUUGUUUUAUUUUAUGGUGCAUUAUUCACUGAAGGUGAUUGUUGGAUAUGUAUGGAAUUAAUGUCAACAUCAUUAGAUAAAUUUUAUAAAUUUGUUUAUCAUUAUUUACAAACAAGAAUACCAGAAAAUAUUAUUGGCAAAAUUACUAUAGCUACUGUUUCAGCUUUGGAUUAUUUGAAAACAGCGCUUAAAGUUAUUCACAGAGGUAAGUAA
This is a messenger RNA of Schistosoma turkestanicum, 892 nucleotides long. Lineage: Eukaryota; Metazoa; Platyhelminthes; Trematoda; Strigeidida; Schistosomatidae. The record is from the annotation of a GenBank genome assembly.